AUGGACAUCAAUGAAAUGGACGAGUUGGAAGAGCUUCAACUAUAUGCAAUGUAUAUGUGCUACUUUUUUGUAGUGAAUGUUAUAAUCAUGGCAUGUGCGAUAAGGCACCGUGCUCUUAGAAAUGGUGUCAUUGAACAUGCGAUUGACUCAACAUCUACUAGGCGACACAAACAACUUGACUAUCUCCAACGUGUAAUUUAUGAAAGUGAUGUAAAAUGCAUUGAUAAACUACGCAUGGACCGACGUAGUUUUUAUCGAUUAUGUCAACUAUUAAGUACGACUGGUGGGCUACGAGGCACGAAAAAUGUCAUGGUUGAAGAAAUGGUUGCGAUGUUUCUGAACAUUCUAGCACACCAUGUAAAAAAUAGGAUAAUCAAAUUUGAUUUCAUCAGAUCUGGUGAGACAGUUAGCAGACAUUUUCAUGCCGUCUUAAAGUCAACCAUACUCUGCCAUAGUGUCUUGUUGAAAAAACCAGAACCCAUCCUAGAAAAUUCAACUGAUUAUACAUGGAAGUGGUUUAAGAAUUGCCUUGGAGCAUUGGAUGGAACUCAUAUUAGAGUGAAUGUGCCAAAAGUCGAUCGAGCAAGAUAUCGAUCAAGAAAAUCUGAAAUAACUACUAAUGUACUCGGUGUCUGUAGUCAAGAUAUGCAAUUUAUAUAUGUCUUAUCUGGCUGGGAGGGUUCAGCUCAUGAUGGCCGAGUUCUUAGGGAUGCAAUAACAAAGCACAAUGGAUUAAUGGUUCCAAAUGGAUUUUACUAUUUGGUGGAUGCUGGAUAUGCAAAUUGCCCUGGAUUUCUUGCGCCUUUUCGAGGACAACGAAAAGAGAUGACUGAAGAUCCUGCAGAAAAUGAACUUGAGCUUCUGCAUUCGGAGGAGGACAUGCAAGAUGAUACUGAGAAUAUUACAGUUGUUGAUCCAACAGAUGAGUGGACCCAAUUUAGAGUUGACAUGGCUACAAAUAUGUUUAAUAGUUGGAGAUCAAACUAA
Dioscorea cayenensis subsp. rotundata (Guinea yam) is the source of this 987-nucleotide messenger RNA. RefSeq lists its product as uncharacterized. The record is from RefSeq and is a predicted model, not a curated record. Bases 1 to 987 code for a protein of 328 amino acids. NCBI's taxonomy places the organism in Eukaryota, Viridiplantae, Streptophyta, Magnoliopsida, Dioscoreales, Dioscoreaceae. The transcript is spliced from 4 exons.